Messenger RNA from Candidula unifasciata, 564 nucleotides. Lineage: Eukaryota; Metazoa; Mollusca; Gastropoda; Stylommatophora; Geomitridae. The record is from the annotation of a GenBank genome assembly.
GGAAUUGACAUCUGUCACAAGUACGACAGGAAGGUCCGUAGGACCGAGCCAAGAAGUGAGGAUAUUUACUUGAGAUUGUUGGUCAAGUUGUAUCGAUUCUUGGCAAGGCGCACCAAUUCAAACUUCAACAAGGUGGUUUUGAAAAGGCUGUUCAUGAGCAGGACUAAUCGUCCUCCUCUAUCUGUGUCCAAGCUGGUUCGCAUGAUGAAGAAACCUGGACGUGAUAACAAGAUUGCUGUUGUUGUUGGAACCAUCACUGACGACAUCCGCAUUCACUCCCUGCCCAAGCUCAAGAUAUGUGCUCUGAAAAUCACUGACCGUGCUCGUGGCCGCAUCCUGAAGGCUGGAGGAGAGAUUCUAACCUUUGAUCAGCUGGCACUCCGUGCUCCCAAAGGACAGAACACAGUCUUGGUUCAAGGUCCAAGGAAAGCUCGCAAAGCCUUUAAGCACUUUGGAUUGGCUCCUGGUGUGCCACACAGCCACACUAAGCCAAUUGUACGCUCCAAGGGCCGUAAAUUUGAACGUGCCCGUGGUCGCAGAAAGAGCAGAGGAUACAAGGCUUAA